Messenger RNA from Dentiscutata erythropus, 1773 nucleotides. NCBI's taxonomy places the organism in Eukaryota, Fungi, Glomeromycota, Glomeromycetes, Diversisporales, Gigasporaceae. The record is from the annotation of a GenBank genome assembly.
AUGUCAAAAGAGAACCACGUAAACAAUCCUGAUAUCACCGACGAUACAAACGGUGUCAUUCGUGAUGAUUCCGAUACGAUCGUAAAAUCAGAUUCUGAUGGUACCGCAAAUGUUGCUAACACUUCAUCUACAUCCGUUACAACAUCUUCAAACGAUGUCGCAAACCCUACCGUCUCUACUUCUCAACAAACUUCUCCGAAAGCACCAAAGCAAUCUAAUUCUCAGAGAACCGCUAGAAAAACAAGAGGUGCUUCUAAAGCAGGUAGUACCGCUGAAAAUUCGUCUAAUUCAUCUACGGAUAAAAUAGAUUCUACCACCGCUGCUCCUAUAAAUGUAUCGAGCUCCUCCGUUCCUACCUUUUCUGCCUCAUCCGCCCAAUCGGCUAAUAUUUCUCGUCGCCAUUUACCACAAAGAGACGUGACUCAGACGAAUAUUGCAGAUCGUUAUGUUGAAUUCAUUUUAUAUUGUAAUCCUUCCGCUCCAUCUGACUUGGACGUGUCAUCGCUCAUUCGUUCUUUUAAUGCUGUGCCUAAAUCUGAUGGUAAAACCUUUGAAACUUGGGUACUUUUUCAACUUGUUUCUAAACAUCAUUCAGGUGAAAUAAAAACUUGGACUAAAUUAGCUCAGCAGCUUGGCGUUGAGCGUACUAGCGGAUCAAGUCCCCAAAAAAUUCAACAAUACGCUGUAAGACUAAAAAAAUGGAUGCGUUCCAUUCAUAUUGAUGCUUUUUUCGACUAUAUUUUAUCGAAACCAAAUGAGUAUUAUGAGGAUCCGCAAAAAAAUCCAACUGGUACCGAUCCUACUGACGGAACUGAUGAUGAUGAUAGUGAUUUAGUAUUAAAAUUAAUCAAGAGAGCUAGUAGUAAACGGCAAAAAAGAAAAUAUACUCGUCGUAAUACCGGUAGUAGAAAAAUGACCGCCUCUUAUUCCGAUGCAAGUGAUGAACUUGACGAUGACGAUGAAAGAGAUGCUUGGGAAGAUGAUGUAGAUACAAUGCAAGUUGAUGACUCUAAUAAACCUGACGAUGAUGGAAAAUCGAAAUCUUCUCGUAAAAAAAAUGCUGUACAGUUUACUUCUCGUGAGAAUCGGCCAAAACUUGGCAGACCGAAAAAUGGUAUUACUUCUCGUCAUAUUCCAACUCCAAAUCCUUCACCAACCGAUAUAAGGCAUAAUCCUAAUUCUUCAAGUGGUGACACAAGUCAUUUUCGUGUAAUAUCUAAUUCAGGUGCUUCUAGUAACCCUGCUACUCAACUACGGUGGCGAAGUAUUUCCGUUGGUGGUGGCCCUAUAUCUUCACAAUCUGGUGAAAUUUCUCCUUCCCAAUCAGUCCUACCUGCUUCCUCUUCAAUUUCCCCAACUCAUAAAGGCAACGCUACUUCAAGGCGGAAACAAAGUUUUGAUGCAUCAGUAACGACAGGCUUCGACAGUUUUCGACUUCCGAAAAAAGGUGGCCAACAAAAACAUGAAAGACCACAAUCUCCAACAAAUUCUAAUUGGUCAUGGUCUUCACAAAAUAAUCUUGGCAGUCAAGAUAACAGUAAUAAUGGAUUUCUAUAUUCUGAACUUCUUCUACCUCCUACUACAAGCGAUCCUAAAGAAACCAUAAAUUUACUUCAAGAAAAAUUGGUUAAAGCAGUUGGAAUGUUAGAAGAUAACCAACGAAAAAUCGAUAUGUUGGAAAAUGUUGUUCGACAAAGAGAAGAUGAGGUUAGGAAAAGAGUCGUUAGAGGUCUUAAAGAAGAUGUUAUUACUUUGUUUCAAAGAUAUGAAUAA